UAGAGACGUGCACGAAUACUUGCCUAAUUAAAACUACUAAGUUUGGUACCUUUAAAAAUAUAGGACCUUAAAAUUAUUGCAUAAUGCUCACAAUAAUAUUGGAAAAAUCUACAAGUUCAGAGAAACUUGUUAUUGUGAAGAAGUGUUUGAGCGUAGAGCUUGAUUAAGCUUGAUUAAGCUCGGUAUACAAUAAAAAGUUUUCACAGUAACAAGCGUCUGUUCACCCCUUUUCAUUAUUCAAUACAUUUUAAAGGCCAGUAGUCCUAAGAACCUUAAAUAGCUCUAAAUCCAACCAUAUUUUAUUCACUGGGAAGCUCUAAACCCGUAGUAUUUAGUAAAUGAGUAAAAUUAACAUCCUUGUGUUGGUACAUGACUAAAACAUAUAGAAAAUUUAGAGAACGUGAAGGAUUUCAAAGAGUAAAGCAAAGUUUUCAACAAUGGAUUUCGAAGCCAUCAGUGAGAGUGUAGGUCAUUUUGGCAGAUACCAGAAAUUCGUGUUUGGUCUAGGAUGUAUAGCACUCUUCGUUCCUGCCAUGCAAGUGCUCUCCAUGACGUUUGUCGCCAGUCCUGUCAAAUACAGAUGUGUGGUGCCAAACUGUGAUGAUAACAGCACCCAUUACGAGGAGAACUUUACUGAGUGGGCCAUCCCAGAGGGUGACCAGUGUCAUGUCUGGACACUCAACAACAAUAUUACUGAACAAUGUCAACCAGAUGUAUUUUCCAACUCAACUUCAUCUUGCUCACAGUGGGUUUAUGACACCUCAGUGUUCUCUGCAACUACUGUCACUGAGUUUGACUUAACAUGUGAAAAAGCUUGGCUUCGUCCUCUUGGUGGUUCAGUGUACAUGACUGGUAUGUUAUUGGGAGCUAUUAUUAUUGGUGAUUUAGCUGAUCGAUUCGGAAGAAGAAAGGGAAUCUUGGUGUCAGUACUUCUAUAUGGUUGUAGCGGAGUUAUAUGCUCAGUGUCUCCUAACUACUACAUGUUCCUGUUGAUGCGGUUGUUUACUGGUGCUGGAGGCUGUGGCCUCGUUCUGGUCACAUAUAUCUUGACUCUAGAGUUUAUUGGUGCUAAAUGGCGAACAUUUUGUGGGAUCAUCAUUCUGAUAUCAACUACACUUGGUGAAGUAAUGACUGGAGUGUUGGCUAUCUUCAUCAGGGACUGGCGAUGGUUGCAAGUUGCUAUCACUGCUCCUGCUUUCCUACUGUUAUCUUAUGCUUGGGCGCGGCAAGUCCUCGACGACUUCAUCUUCUGGAGUCUGACGGGAAACCUCACUGUCCGGACAGCGACCACGUCCCGAGGGCGACUGGUGCUGAACACAUUGUGCUGCAAUGUGAUCCAAAACGCCGCAGAGGCGGCAAUAUUUUUGUACCGCAUUAACAAGUCCUCCCCUGGAGCCUUCCUGUCCGCCAGCGUCGUAUUUUUGUACCGCAUUAACAAGUCCUCCCCUGGAGCCUUCCUGUCCGCCAGCGUCGGGAAGAUCACAUUCAUGGGUGAACGAAGGAAAAAUCCCUUAUGGGUGAAACUGCGACUGGGAAGGAAGGGCACGCUUUCAUUCUCGUAUUUACUCGGUGGAGUCUCAUGCUUCAUAUCCGGAUUGAUCCCUCAAGGUAAUUACUGGUUGUUGGUUGUUCUGAGCUUGUUGGGUAAGUUUGGAAUCUCAGCAGCAUUUGCCAUCGUCUACAUCUACUCUGCUGAGAUCUUCCCAACUGAGUACCGCAGUGUAGGAGUUGGUACUUGUACCAUGUGUGCUCGUCUUGGUGGUAUUCUGGCACCAUUCAUUGCUUCUCUGGCUGAUAUAUACACGCCAUUACCACUACUUAUAUUUGGUGUGUUGUCACUAGUCUCUGGUUGUCUUACUGUCUUCCUGCCAGAGACUGUUGGCUGUGAAUUACCACAAACUCUACAAGAAAGUGAAGCUUUUGGCAGUGAUCAGUCUAUGUGGUACUUCAGGUGUUGUUCCAGUUGUACAAACACGUCAACACGUAAAACAAAUGUUGCUGCAGGUGACUCACGAAAUUGUAAUGACAUGAUUGCAAGUGACUAGUGCGUCGAUCUGGAGUUUUAUGAUUCUGAUCGCGGGUUCUAACCCAGCCUGUGGUAUGGUUUGUUUCUGCAUGAUAUGUCUGAACGCAAGAAAGUAAUGUAAAAUUUGUAAUAAAUCUGGGAAAUAUCAGUUAUAAAUCUGUAAUAAAUCAGUAACAAAUCUGUAUUUUUUUUAUAAAUACUGUAGUAAAUAUUGUAAUAAGUUUAAAGUUUUAUAUGUAAAUAAAAAGACAAAAUAAUUAGUAGGUCAAAUAAAGUCUAAAUAAUACUUACAAAAAUCAAUAAAAAUGUCUUUUUG
Cherax quadricarinatus is the source of this 2342-nucleotide messenger RNA. The record is from RefSeq and is a predicted model, not a curated record. Lineage: Eukaryota; Metazoa; Arthropoda; Malacostraca; Decapoda; Parastacidae.